UGUUCGAGGCAUUCGAGCAUGUUCCAUUCCAAGCGCGCACUUGGGUGAAAAGCAGGGAAGAGUCCGCCUGUACACAUGGUAGCAAGAUUUGUCUUCUGAUAUAAUUCGUGAUUUUGGAUUAAGAUGGAAAGUUUUCCUCGAGGUGGGAAGAAACCUGGAACUAAGAGGUCUGCAACCACGAUGUCCAAGGACGAGCUUAAACCUAAAAAGCGUAAAAUACAAACAAAGGAAAAAACGGUGGGCAAAGAAAAAACAAAUAUUCUCAAUAUUGCACAACAAUUCUCUAAACAACAGCUAUGCCAAGGAUACGUAUUCCUUGGCCGGAUUCGUGAUGUAAAACAAUUAGAGUUGACAGUGUCUUUGCCAGAUGGACUCGUGGGAUCUGUGGAGAUCAGUGAUAUCAGUAAGGCGUACACAAAACAGUUGAAAGACUUACUCGCAAUGGUCAAGAGCAAAGUACCCGUGUCUUUAACACAUAUGUUCAAAUAUGGCGAUUAUGUAACGUGCUACGUCAAAACUCUAUGUGACUCGAGCCGAAGAGACUGCAAAUUGUCUCUGGACCCGGAAUUAAUAAAUCAAAAUAUUUCUAUUAAUUAUCUCGCAAAAGGUUCAAAAAUUGUUUGCUCUGUCAAAUGUAUAGAGGAUCAUGGCUAUUUAAUGGACACAGGCAUAGGUGUUGAAGCAUUUCUCGCCUAUGACCAAGUUGAAAAAGGAAAGCAAUAUUUUACAGGUAGUCAAAUCUUGUGUGCAGUCAAGAAUUUUGACACUAUAAUUGAACCAUCUUUCAUCCAAUUGACAGCUAAAAAGACACGGAUUGACAGGGUGAACUCACACGUAAAAUCUUGGGACGUCUUAACACCGGGAACAAAACUGUUGCUUCGUGUAACAACGGUGCUCUCCGACGGCCUACGAGUUACGUUUGGGGAAGACAAUGUUGGAUACAUAAAUCAAAUUUAUCUAAGCAAUCCUUUAUCUACGUAUACAGUCAACAUGGAAGUGAUUGGCACGUUAUUGUACAGACAACUACUAACGAAAUUUGCGUACUUCAGUCUGCUGACCGACGAGUCGGAAAAGGAGAUGUUACGCGUAGGCGAUAUUAUAGAGAGAGCCAAAUGUCUCUACAAAGUAGUCGAUGGAGUAGUCCUCAAGUUAUCUAAAUCUCGUGGUCUACGUGGAUAUGUCUCUUUCCUCGAGGACAAGUCUGGUUUGUGUUCAACCAAAUUCGAAGUAGGUUCCACGUAUAAGUGCAGAGUCGUCUCGUACAACUUGCUGCAACACCUUUACGUCUGUACAACGAAUACCUCAGCUUUGAAAGACAUCUAUUUCUCAGCUUCUGACUUUAAUAUUGGAGAUGUUCACGAUGUGACGAUCUUGGAUGUUCGACCGACUAAUAACUACGUAGCCGUGAGUCUUGGAAGGGUGCGUGGAAUUGUCCCGCGUGAACACAUAUCCGAUAGCGGCAUAAACUGUACGAAACAACCGGGGGCACUCCACAAGGUCCAGGCGAGAGUCCUGGAUAUAGAUCGCGACAAAAAUCGGAUGAAAUUCACGCUAAAGCGGUCACUAGUAAACAGCCAAUUGCCAAUUUUGCAGGAUUUCGGCGAAGCCAAAUGCGGAUCGAAGUAUCACGGUACGGUCAGCUUGAUAAAUAGGAACGGCUUACUGGUGAGAUUUUACGGGCUGGUAAAAGGCUGGGUUUCGCGUGCUACACUAAACCCCGAUACGGAGCACAUGAAUUGGAACUUUUUCAUCGGCCAGACAGUCACAGUGCGCGUCGAAUCGGUGGAGAAGGACAAGCGAAGAAUGAACCUGACAAUCGUGAAAGAGGAGAAAGAGAAGAAAAGACCAGUCGACCUUUUUGUCGGAGAGAUGGUCAAAGGAACAGUGUCGGAAAGGACCUAUCUAGGGAUAUAUGUGAAGCUACAGACGAAAGAUGACGAAGCUGCCGUGACGGCUUUCUUGCCAGCUGCACACAUGGCUCUGUGCACCAAAAUCGGCGCAGUGCUGACAGCGAGAUACGCUCCUGGAGACGUCAUCAAUAGUAUUGUCUUUGCCACAGAACCAACCGUGCUACUGACACACACUUUAGUGACGCAACACAAAUACAGGAACUUCGACUCGUUGAAAGUGGGUGACAGUAUUCCAUCCUCGGUCUGGGAAAUAUUGCCGAACGGCGUGAAAGUUGUCCUGCCGAUCGAUAAUUAUUCCAAGCUCGGUUUUGUAUCCCGCAAAUGUAUCAGCAAUUUCGAGAAACUGCACGUGAAUCAGAUAUUAUUUGUUAAAAUCAUAGCUAUCAAUUCGCAAGAGAGACGGCUCACUUUGACGAUGUCGCUGAAAGCCGUGUACGAGUGUCUGACCGAUUACGAAGACAAGAUGACGACGGCGGUGGGCAUCUUGCAUUGCUACCUCAGCACACAGCGGGAUCAAGAAGAUAUCUAUGAGCAAAUGAACAAGCCGAUCUCGUCGGUGUAUCUAGGUCAAAAAGUCGUCGGCGUUGUCAAAGAGAUAACUGAGAACGGUCUGCUGUUUCGGGUGUCCGACGGACUGAACUGCAUUGUACGCAAGGAACAUUGCAUCGGCAACCUUAAAUUGGGGGACUCGGUGUGCGGCACAAUCAUGUGGAAGAAUUAUCCGCAUAAUAUCCUCAACGUGACGUUGGUAAAGAGCAUAGGAAACAGUAUCACUUCGCAGAAUAUGCAACUGCCAGAAUUGCCCACCGGGGUUAUGCUGAAAGCGAAAAUCUUGCUCGUUCUCGAUUGGUUCGUACUCAUUCUCGUGAAGCGCAACGGCUUGGGACACUUGGCAGCUCUACCUGUCCGUCGACACAUCAACGACAUUGCUCCCGAUCUAGCUCCUUACAAGAUCCACACUAAGAUCCGGGUGUACGUUGUAAUGACGAAGAGCGAUACUGGCAGUAUUCCAAUUUGUUUGCUAAAGUCUGCAUUCGAAGUACCGAAGAGCACGACCGUGUCGAAAAUAUCAGCUACCAAGACCAAGCACGUGAAGAAGAAAAAGGUGUCUGAGCCGCACAAUCUUGCAAAUUCGACGAAGAAAGCGCUGAAGAAAAAUAAAGUCGAAGAGGAAGAGAGUAGAAUAAAAGACAUAGAUGAACACUCCGAGUCGAACGAAGAUUCUGUCGACGAGAAUGAAACACAGAAGAGCAAAACAGUGAAGAGAUUGCGCCUUCCGGAAUGCGGAUUUUCUUGGAACGACACGGUAGAAUUGGCUGCUCCUGCUGAAACGUCCAGCGACGACGACGAAGAGCCUGAAGAAGAGUCUGAGCGGAACAAGAAAAAGAAGAUAAGUGCGGCUGAGCGGCGAGAACAGGAACGACAGAAGGAACGUGAGAUUCGCCAGCGAGAGGAGGCUCUGGUGAGCAAUCAGAUACCCAAUUCGGUCGAUCAAUUUGACAAAUUGGUCUUGGCAAACCCCGAUAGCUCGCUACUGUGGAUGCAGUACAUGGCGUAUCAUCUGCAGGCUACGGAGAUCGACAAGGCGAGAGCGGUCGCGAGACAAGCCGUGAAAAAGAUCCAUUUCAUGCAGUUUGCUGAGUUAUCAAACGUGUGGAAGGCAUGGCUCAACCUGGAGACCAGAUACGGCACCGCCGAGUCUCUGAACGACGUGUUCCAGGAGGCCGUGAAGAAUAACGAUCCGAGCAUGUACCUGCACAUACUGACUGUGCACGAGGACGCCGGUAAAAAAAAAAAGCUUAAGAGAUUGAUCAAAACCAUGACCAGCAAGUUUAAGGACGAACCCAACACGUGGACAAAAUUCUGCUCGGCGUUGCCGAAACUCGACAAGAAAUCGCGGCGGCUCAUGCGGCAAUCAUUGAACUUUUGAAAUUUGAACUUUUCUUAAAAGUCUACAUCUUUGUUGCGCAAGUCUCUUUCGAUACGUACUUUCGCUAAUUAUUUUUCCUUUCCACCGAUACAUUUUUGUGGCUUUUGACAUUGCGAUGCAGGACUAAACCGAAGUUAGCUCGCAAUGUCAAAAGUGCAUUGCUAUCAACCUUGAAGCCAUAAACCUAACGUCGCGCUGUUGCCACGUUUAACCCGUUUCAUCGAGGGUGAAAUAUUAAUAUUAAUAACAAAUAAUAUUUAUAGUUGUUUAAAUAAUGCAUAUUUACCCUUUUAACUAUAUUCCAAUUACUUUUUCUGUAUUACACUGCUAAAUAAUGUUGUUAAAUAAAUAAGAAAUUUGAUGUUCUAAGGUUGCAUUCUGGGCAUUUUCACUGCCAAAAGUUUUAUUGUAAAAAGUUGUAAAAUGGCAAAUAAACCUAUUAAAGUGCUGAAAAA
Molecule: messenger RNA, 4295 nt
Organism: Vollenhovia emeryi
Lineage: Eukaryota; Metazoa; Arthropoda; Insecta; Hymenoptera; Formicidae
Product: protein RRP5 homolog
Exons: 4
Coding region: 124-3840 (1238 amino acids)
Biological process (GO): rRNA processing
Cellular component (GO): nucleolus; small-subunit processome
Molecular function (GO): protein binding; RNA binding
Source: RefSeq, a predicted model, not a curated record